Molecule: messenger RNA, 3592 nt
Organism: Poeciliopsis prolifica (blackstripe livebearer)
Lineage: Eukaryota; Metazoa; Chordata; Actinopteri; Cyprinodontiformes; Poeciliidae
Gene: plekha1b
Product: pleckstrin homology domain containing, family A (phosphoinositide binding specific) member 1b
Exons: 13
Coding region: 97-1296 (399 amino acids)
Cellular component (GO): membrane; cytoplasm
Molecular function (GO): PDZ domain binding
Source: RefSeq, a predicted model, not a curated record
UUUUUAAUACCCGGACAGCUUCCACACUGGACUCGGACUGAGCCGAACUAUAGUUCCUGUGAUGCCCCAGGGCGGGCCGAGCUGGCCGGGGUCGCGAUGCCGUACGUGGACCGACUGAAUCGCAUCUGCGGCUUCCUGGACAUCGAGGAGAUCGAGAACAGCGGCAGGUUCCUGCGCCGGUACUUCAUCCUGGACACGGAGCAGGGCAACCUGCUGUGGUAUAUGGACAAUCCUCAGAAUCUGCCUAAAGGUGCGAAUAAUGUGGGCUUUCUCAAACUCACGUACAUCUCCAAGGUCAGUGAUGCUACCAAGCUCAGGCCGAAGGCAGAGUUCUGCUUUGUUAUAAACGCGGGCAUGAGGAAGUUCUACCUCCAGGCCAACGACCAGCAGGAUUUGGUGGAAUGGAUCAGCGUUCUGAACAACGCCACCAAGAUCACAGUGCCAAAGUCUGGAGAGAGCCAGGCCGCCUAUGUGGAGACCCCCCAGGAAGCCCUCUGCGCCACGAAGCAGGUCUCUUACAAAACGGAGAUCAUCGGUGGCGUUCCGAUCACCACAGCCACGCAGGAACAGAGCGAAGGCCAGAACGGGUCGGACCGAGGGAAGCGGGCUCAGAACCAGCUGCCGUACUUCCUGUCCAGAGGAGCGCAGGACCAGUCUUUCAUAAAGGCGGGAUACUGCGUUAAACAGGGAGCUGUGAUGAGGAACUGGAAGAGGAGGUACUUCAUCUUGGACGAAAAUGCCCUCAGCUACUACAAAUCCGACCUGGACCGUGAGGCACUGAGAGUUAUCCCGCUGAAGGAGAUUCAGAAAGUGCAGGAAUGCAAACAGAGUGAGCCGAUGAUGCGAGACAACCUCUUCGAGACGGUCACCAACUCCAGAACCUUCUUCAUACAGGCUGACAGUCCAGAGGACAUGCACAGCUGGAUCAAGGCCGUCUCCGGGGCGAUUGUUGCUCAGCGCGGGCCCGGGCGCUCAGCCAACACGAUCCGUCAGGCGCGACGGCUCUCCAGCCCGUGUAUACAGAGGUAUACUCCGUUCUACAGUGGGGAAUCCCGCACGAGCACAGUGACCUUCCCUCUCCCGCCUCCGCCUCCACCUUCUACUACUCCCUCAACACGGAACCGCAGUGCCCAGAACCCUCAGCGGGUGCUCAGCCUGACGCUGGACCCUCGCCACCAGGACAACUUCUUGGGCCUCCUGCCGUGGCGCCUCAGUGGAAUCCAGCCUGUGAUGAUGCCGUUGCCUUCGGCCCGCUCGCGCCUUUCUCUGCAGGAGACGGUGCAGUCCUCAAAGUGACGCAGGCCGAGUGGCUCUGUGAGGGCAACCCCAACACGGAGGAGCCCGACUCGCAGAUGACUCUGAUGUGACGGCAACCGAUCUUUGAAUAUUCUCCUGCUAAACUUUCUGGGACUGUUUUUUUUUUUUUUUUUUUUUUUUGUCUUUCUUUUUUUGCCUUUACAUGUGGCUCCGCCCACAAGGUCUUCCUCUGCUGUUCCCCUUCACCUCGUCUUCCUGAAUAUCUCUCACAGUACGUUGCAGCAGAUCAUGCAGUCGAUUUAAGCUCUCAGCAGGAGUCCGGCGACAGGAAGGCGAAGAGAUUCACUUCUGAAACAACCAAAGUUUAAAAGGUCGCAGAGAGACGCGUUCUCUUCAGUCCUGUGUGUGUUAUCUGGAAGUUUGAGAUUUGAUAUGAAUUUGUGUUGUUUCCUUAUCAAACUGUUUUUUUGUUGGGUUUUUUUUGUAGCUGAGAUUUUCCCAGGCACAGAUAAGGAGACAUGUGGAGUCUUGCAAAACUUCCUCUUAAAGAUGCCGGUAACACUUUAGUUGAAGGGAUGUGCAUAAGAUUGAUAUGACUCCUGUAUGACGCCUGUUGUGAACAUGACUGGGUUUUUAUAAAUGUUUCCAUGUUAAUUCAAAGUUGACAGCUUUAAUGAACUUUUAAUGCAAGAUUCAAUGCAACUUUGCAUUAGAAGUGUCAUUAUUUACCGAAUGACACUUUGUGGCAACAGUCGUAAACAUUCAUGAAGACUCCUUCGUGUUUCUGACAGUGUCAUGUCGGUCUUAUGCACACCAUGUCAAAUGAAGUUACCAAGAUGAUCCCAGUUAGAUUUUAUGUCCUAGUCCAACACAAAUUAGUGCAGCGAAGUGGAAGAAAAAUGUGUGGUUUUAAUGGGGACGGAGGGUUUAAGGUAAAAGUCUGAAAAGUGUGGCAUGUAUCUAGAGUCAGUCCCCCCUGAAUCAAUACUUUGUAGCUCAGGGAGCAUCUCUUCACACCUGAGUUCCACUUUGCAAAUGAUUCUCCCUGGACCGGAUCGAAGAACAAUAAUCCCAUAGCAUCAUGCUGCCACCACCGACAUCUGUUACUGUGGGAACAGUGCACUUAGAGUAAUGUGCGGCCUUUACUUGCACAGCUUCAAACAGUUCAGUGGGUCAAAAAGAGUCAGUCUGAUCAGCCGCCUUCCUGCUGGAAGUGAACUGUAUACAGGCGGACUUUAUUUAUUGAUUAGAUGACUUUUGAAGGCAAUUGUUACAACCGAAUUUUAAAUAGGGGUUUCAAAAUCUGCACUGUACUCUAUUUAUUCCACUUCAAAUUAUGCAGUUGAUGUUGCUAAAUAAUACAAAAUGUAUAUAUAAUACAGAUUUAACAGUCAAGGGAUAUGAAUGUUUUUAAGAAAGCUUUGUAAGACUCCAGUGAUCCAGAAACUCUGCUGCCACAUAGUGUGUACAACUCGUAUGUCAAUUAUGUUGUUUUUUUUGUACUUGCGUUUGCUUUAUCUGCAUAUGCUAAUAAGUGUUAAAAAGCUUGCUAUAUAUUUAUUUUUAUUUUAUUUUUGUUUGAUCCUAAACUAAUAAGAUCAAACAAAUUAUCAGGAAAAAAAAAAGGAAUAGGAAUAAGGUUACAAAGAAAUAAUAUAUUUUCACAGCACUGUUUACAUGCAAAGAAAUGCUUUGCGACAUUUGCAGAAAUCAUGCAUGUGAACACAAACACAGAGACACAGUUAAUGUAAAAAUAAAGAUAUUUGACUUCAAACUAAGCAGAAACACAUUUAGAUAACCUAAAAGGAAGAAAAAAAAAGUUUAAACCAUUUUUCUUAAAGUAAGUUUGAUUGUCAGUUUCUCGUGUUUAUAUGGCGUGUCAGAAUAUAACCUGAAUUAUUUAAGUGAAUUUAUCUUUUUGCACCUCUGUCACUCCUAUGUUAAUCAACGUCUGUUACAGAAACUGGACUUUUGUGUGUGUGUGCAGUUUGGCUCGGCAGAAACCGUUUGUGACUUUGCUCAAUGUCAGCCUCUGCCCUGAGUGUGGAAGUUAUGCGAACCACAGAAAUGCUUCAGCAUCACGAACUCUGACUCUGGAAACAUUUCCUUCUUGCUCACCAGCUCCCCUCGCCUCACCUUUAACUUCCUGUUCCUUUACCUGACGCCUGCCGGUUUGCGUGGGAAUCUUUUGAGACUCAAGCCGUCCGGCAGGUUGUUUCUCCUCUUGGCUCUCUGGUUGUGGGUGUUUCGUUGUUGUUGUUGUCGUUGUUGGUUUUUUUCUAGUAUUGAUAUUAUUAACUUUAAUGAGGCAAAAAUAAACCACAUAUAUAUGUUG